GCGAUUUCUUUAACUUUCACUUUCUGUUGAGUGUAUUUGCUUAUCUUCCGUUGUAGAGAUUAAUGCGUUUUCGAGUGUUGUCUUGGUGAAAAUAACUAACUCGAGUAGCAUCCAUCGCUUUACGCUUUACACCAAAUUAAUAUUAAGUCAGUCUGUCGUGUGAUCACUUCACUUCAGAGGUGAAGUCAUGUCGUUGCUGGAUAAAAUAAAGAACAAGAGCAAAAAAGCAGCCCGUGAAUUUGAAAAGGCAGGUUUACGCACUAACUUGGACAUCCAGUUUGUGACUCGAGAAGAGCUUCUUGAGUUGUUUCCUGGAGCUGAGAACUUCCAACUGAGAAGGACCAUCUUUGGAAUUAUAAAUGAACAGAAGCCAGUUGAUGCAGUCAUAAGAGAACUGAAGGCUUUCAUCCCACAUGAAAUUUUCAGGGCUGCUGUAACUGGGAAUGGGGUCUUUGUGGAUUACCUCCAUAUCCUGAAGGACAUGAAGACCCAGAUGAACAAUGUGCAGGCUUUCCUUGAUGCUCACAUUGGUCUUCUUGAAGAAUUCAGCAAAUAUCCACCGGAUGAGGCUCUUUGUCAGACCAGUACCCCAGAACCCUGCAAUCAGCUGAUGCCCUGCAAUGCCUCAAAUGCUGACCAAGAACAAGGAAAACCAGAUAUUGGAACCUCGAGUGCCAGUGGUCCACUGCUUCUCCAGUCUAACCAAACUGGUAUUGAAACCCCAAGUGCCAGUGGUUCAUCGCAUCAAUAUUUUAUCCAAACUGCCACAGUGCAGUACCGGAGUGUUGCCUGUUGCGGAACCCUUGGUGUCCCUGACCAAAUGAUGCAAAAAAUGAAGAAUCAAUGUCAGGGUCAGGUUCAGAUUGUUGAAUGCCAGGAGGAUUACUGGAUAACGGUUGUCUUCUGCCCAGUCACUUCACGCGUGGGGUCAGAUGCUCAGUCAGCUUUGAGUAAUGUCACUGAUGAUAAACCUGUCAUUCUGGUGUUGAUGUACCACAGACAUCAGCCCAUGUGCGUUCCAGAGAUGAGAGAAUUGUCUUCUUUCCAAAAUGUUGUAUUGUGUGUCAAUGUUUUCUACCAUGAGAAAUGUGGAUUACUCACAUGUGCACAAAACGAUGCUGCUGUCUCCAAUAUACAAAGCAAAUUACUAGAGUACAGCAAGACAUCAAGACAUCCAAAUACCACUAGAAAUGACCCCUGCGCACCUGCUGAAAGUAGUAAUACCAGUAAUGCUCAUAACUGGUGGAAUUUUUCCAUCAUUAAUCGAUCCUCCUUCCGUUAGCUGGGCUAUGUGCCCUUGAGCAAGUCACUUGCUCAAGGGCACAUAAGUAACUCAGUAACUAGCCAAAGGAUGAACUUUGUCAGUAUAUCUAGAUAAGCAAUUAAUUUAAAAAAAAUAAAGAUUAUACAAUAAAGGUAAUGCUUGCUUUAAAGCAUGAAUGUGCAUUUUUUUCUGUACUUACUGUAAAAUUUUGAUGUGCAAAGUGUAUAAGGUGCAAUGAUUAAUAUGCCUAAUACUUUUAAUAAACUACAAGUAUGAGUGUAA
Messenger RNA from Scatophagus argus, 1546 nucleotides. RefSeq lists its product as uncharacterized. The record is from RefSeq and is a predicted model, not a curated record. The transcript has 10 exons. Bases 188 to 1282 code for a protein of 364 amino acids. Lineage: Eukaryota; Metazoa; Chordata; Actinopteri; Scatophagidae.